Messenger RNA from Drosophila eugracilis, 914 nucleotides. RefSeq lists its product as uncharacterized. The transcript is spliced from 5 exons. Gene Ontology annotation, molecular function: acyltransferase activity, transferring groups other than amino-acyl groups. Bases 72 to 914 code for a protein of 280 amino acids. The record is from RefSeq and is a predicted model, not a curated record. Lineage: Eukaryota; Metazoa; Arthropoda; Insecta; Diptera; Drosophilidae.
UGUUGCACGUAUAAAGAACAUCUGCUCCGCACACUAUCAUUUUUCACAGUCUGAACAAACAAUUAAUAAUAAUGGGUUUUAAUUCAGUAGAAAUAGCUCGCGAUCAGUGGCCAGAUUUAAGAGACUUAUAUGCCAGUGAUAGAACAAACCUCACCGGUUUCGAUCUAAUUGAAUACUUUGUAAACUACAAGCCCUCAUCUAGUGUAGAGUCUAUAAAGAUAUAUACAACCGAUAAGGAUUGGAUUACACAUGACAGCUAUAUUCUAAUCCGUAACUUUGGUAGCAAGGCGAAUGUUUUCUUUGAUACCAUUAAGGGCUCCUUAGAAGAUCUAACCUCUUUGUUGUGUUCAUUGAAUCUGAAAGUUGUCCAUUUAAUCUGUGGCUAUGGGGAACGUUUAAAGCCAGUUGUUGAGAAAUAUUGGUUAAAUUUGGGUCAAAAAUUGUGCAAGCUAGAACAUUUAGGCACUAUUGUUUAUCAUCUGCCAAGCUCGGAAAUCUCACGUUUGGAACCAAGUUUGAAUCCCUCAGCUAACGUUCAUUAUCUCAGUUCGAAAUAUGCUGACUUGGUUGAUAAACACUCGGCUUAUCGCUCUGCAGAUUCCGUAACCUUAAUUAAAGGCUUAAUGGAAAACAAUUUAGCUGCUGGAGUUUUUGAUGAACAAGGAGAGCCCUAUACCUGGUGCCUGAGAUCUCCUCAUGGUAGCUUGUGCAACUUGCAUGUUUUGCCCUCACAUCGUCGAAAAGGACUUGGGUCUUUGGCAGUACGGUUCAUGGCUCAUGAAAUUAGUUCCUCGGGCUCAGAAGUUCUGGCCACAGUUGUCUUCGAAAAUGAGAAGUCCCAAAAAAUGUUUGAGAAAUUAGGAUUUACUCCUAUUAAUAAAGUCUACUGGGCAGUAAUGCCUUCUGUUUUAUAA